AUGGUGUCACGGGUGAACGAGGUCGCCAAAGCAGUCGGUUUGUCCAUAAAUGCUGGGAAGACCGAAGUAUUCUCAAACUGCAUCCCUGACCAGGAGAAGGCACCCCUGGGGAUUGAUGGCUGUCAACUUGAAGAAGUGGACAGUUUUAAAUACCUCGGGGCGAGGCUGCUGCCUAACGGACAGAGUAAGGACGACAUUGCCUCCCGAAUCGAUGCUGCCCGCUGGGUUUUCUCAAGCCUUCGGAAAUGCCUGUGGAACCGACGUGACCUCUCCAUCGCCACUAAGAUUCGCGUGUACCGUGCAUCUGUCCGGUCUGUCCUUCUCUACGGUUGUGAAUGCUGGGCUUUGCGCGUGGAGGAUGACCGAAAACUGGAGGUAUUUGACCACCACUGCCUGAGGAUCAUCCUUCGAGUGAAGUUAACCGACUUCGUCUCAAAUGAGACAGUCCGCGCUCGCUGCGACGACAUCGCAAGGAUAACUCAGGCCAUCCAAGAAAGACGACUGAGGUGGUUCGGGCAUGUUCUUCGUCGUCCACCUCAGGAGCUCAGUGUUACUACCCUCGACCCGGCACCGUUGCCCCAUUGGAGGCGUCGAAGAGGGGGUCAGUUCAAAACCUGGCUCGACACUGUCCGUCAAGACAUGGAGGCGGUUCUUGGACCUUCGGUAUUCGGUCUCCGUCGUUGGCGAAGGGAAUGGGUCGAGCUGUCUAGAUCUGCUGCCGCGGAUCGUCACGCGUGGAGAGGUACUGUUCGGGACAUCAUCGAGGCCGGCUAG
Spirometra erinaceieuropaei is the source of this 774-nucleotide messenger RNA. NCBI's taxonomy places the organism in Eukaryota, Metazoa, Platyhelminthes, Cestoda, Diphyllobothriidea, Diphyllobothriidae. The record is from the annotation of a GenBank genome assembly.